AUGGCUAAAUUUUUAUGUUCCCGAUUGGUAGUGGUGCUUCCUUAUCUCAUUCAAUCGAAUCAGGGUGCUUUUGUUCGGGGUAGAUCUAUAGCUCAUAAUAUCAUGAUUCUUCAAGACUUAAUUAAGAAUUAUGGUAGAGCGAUUACCUCUCCUCGGUGUGCAGUCAAGAUCGACCUUAGUAGGGCGUAUGAUAUGGUUGAUUGGAAUUUUUUGGAAAACUUAUUGAAGGCCUUAUGUUUUCCUUCAAAGUUCAAUAGUUGGGUCAUGAAAUUGAUCAGGAGUACUUCUUAUUCUCUGCUGAUUAAUGGUCGAGUUCAGUGCACUUUCAAGGGGGGUAAAGGUCUGAGGCAAGGGGACCUAAUGUCCCCUCUUCUCUUUGUUCUCAUUAUGGAGUACAUGACCAGAUGCUUACAAUCUGAUGCCAGGUCCUCUUCAUUUCGGUUUCACCCGAUGUGUAAGAGCUUGAAACUCAUUAAUCUAUGUUUCGUAGAUGAUGUUAUCCUGUUUUGUAAAGGCUCUGUUGCGGCUGUGACUGUUCUGAAAGACUCUCUAAAGAAGUUCAAUGAAGCCUCUGGGUUGUCUAUCAAUUCCAAGAAGUCCCAGGUUUAUUUUGGAGGGGUUAUAGUAGAGGAUAGGUCUGAGAUUUUGCAGGUUCUGCUUCUUCCAGCUGGGUCUUUCCCUUUGCACUAUCUUGGAGUGUCGUUGAGGCCUACAAAAUGGAAGCACAUGGACUGUCGUUUACUUCUCAUUCAAACUGUUCUGUCUGGUUUAAGGAAUUUCUGGAUGUCUGUUUUCACUUUACCCCAAAGUAUCAUUAAGGAAGUGGAAAAGUUGUGCAGGCAGUUUCUUUGGGGGGCCUCGGGAACUCGAAGUAAGUUUCAUUUGGCUUCAUGUCACCAAGUUUGCUUGCCUAAGGCAUACGGUGGUCUUGGUCUAAGGGAUGGCACUAGCUGGAAUAGGGCCCUUCUUGCCAGGUAUAUAUGGGCUGUUUCGACCAAACAAGACUCUCUUUGGGUUAAGUGGAUUCAACAUGUCUACCUAAAGGGGGUGAACUUCUGGGAUUAUGUGUUGAAGCAAGAUAGUAGCUGGUAUUGGCGUAAGCUAUAUCAUCUCAGAAAUAGGUUCAAUGAAAGAAAGAUCUUGGCUGCUGGUAUAUCAGGGAUUUUCAAGCCUUCAAAGCUGUAUAACAGCUUCCUAAACCAGCAAGUUAUGGCCUACAAGAAUGGGGUCUGGUGUCGCACUAUUCUCCCUAAGCAUAGGUUUCUUUUAUGGAUGGUUGUAAACUCAUUCCUCCUAACUAUAGACAACUUGGCCAAAUGCACCAUCCCUCUUGACAGCCUUCUUUGCCCUGUUUGUGAAGAUCAGUGGGAGAGUCAUAACCAUCUUUUCUUUGACUGCUGUUUGUCCAAGAAGGUUCUGAAUUGCAUAUUUUCCUGGCUGGGUUUUCGUGCUUGGGCUUCUAGCUACUCGGUCUGGACCAUGGGGCUCAGCUUUAGCCAGAAAAACAGAUUGAGCUUGACCAUAAAUAUGAUCCUUGCAGCUGUAGUUUAUCAAAUCUGGAGGAAUAGAAAUAGAUGUAUAUAUGAUGGCUUCUCCUUAACAGCUAACUGUAUAGCUAAAGAAGUAGUUACCUUAGUUCAAUACUGA
Molecule: messenger RNA, 1647 nt
Organism: Humulus lupulus (European hop)
Lineage: Eukaryota; Viridiplantae; Streptophyta; Magnoliopsida; Rosales; Cannabaceae
Exons: 2
Coding region: 1-1647 (548 amino acids)
Source: RefSeq, a predicted model, not a curated record